Messenger RNA from Anopheles darlingi, 8269 nucleotides. RefSeq names its product zinc finger SWIM domain-containing protein 8 homolog (gene Dora). Bases 920 to 8128 code for a protein of 2402 amino acids. The transcript has 6 exons. Gene Ontology annotation, molecular function: zinc ion binding. Gene Ontology annotation, cellular component: Cul2-RING ubiquitin ligase complex. The record is from RefSeq and is a predicted model, not a curated record. NCBI's taxonomy places the organism in Eukaryota, Metazoa, Arthropoda, Insecta, Diptera, Culicidae.
CAAAUAACUCGUUUAGACCACAGCACCCGCGGGGGCCGUGCAUACAUCGGCGACUCACGCUCCCUCUAAGGGUGGAUGUGUGUAUGUGUGUAUAUGUGCUUGUGUGCACUAGGAGGACAUUUCAUGGAGUGCCCUGCUGACUCGGCGGACCGCAGCUAGCAUAGUGACACGGUGGUAAUAUGAAGAAGCAGACGCUGUUCGUGUGAAACGGUCUGGCUGCGACGGCUGGAUUUGUCAUACAAGAUGGCCGCGAAUGCGGAGAAAGGAGAAGAAGCAAGAAGAUGGCUGUGAUGACGGCUUGAGACGACAUCGUGGCUCAGCAAAGAGAAAGGAGGAGAAGGAGGAAGAGAGGUGCGGGACGGGUUAAGAAGAGCGGCCGUUGAGCGUGUGUGCACCCACACGCCGCGGCCGCAUGCAGAAGAGAAAGAGCUUCAUCAUCACGAGGGCUCAGGCGAUGUUAUCGGAAGGUCCCCAGUCUUCCCGUUCCCUUCAAAUACGGUUCGGACUAGAGUCACGAAGAUUGCUGCCCUACUGGUAUCCCCGAAGUGCGUUAACAUUCCAGUAAUUAGCGAUAACACUGGAUUGGAGGUGUUAAGUUGAUUUGGUGUGACGUUUGGAAAAGGAAAAGGUGAAGCAGCAGCCACAACGGAAGAAGAAACACGAGAUAAGUCAAAAGAACGACGGGGGCAGGCGAAGCGGGAGUGUACGCGGACGGCUCCGUAUCACGUUGGAGAAGGUUUCACCACCAGAAAGACAGCGACAGCAGCAGGUAUCUCAUCUCCAUCAUAACCAACAGCAACAGCAGCAGGCUCCUGCGAGACACGCGGCUACGGCCGGCGGUAGCAGAAGCCGCGGAGCUGACGCGGCUUCCUGCGGUCUUGCUGGCGGUGGUCCCGCAAACCGCGAUGCCCUGGUAGCGAUGGUACCGGCAGGUCCAUCCUCCGCCUCCGUGGGCAAUUCAGAGCAACACCAGCAGCAGCAGCAACAGCAACAGCAACAGCAACAGCAACAGCAACAGCAACAGCAACAGCAACAGCAACAACAACAACAACAACCGAUGAACAACAACCACAACAAUCUUCGCAGCAUUGGCGAAUGGAAUCCGGUGCUGGCGGCGGGCGUUGUUGCCGGCAAUGGUGGUGCUGGCGGGGCUGGCGUCAGUGGUGCGGGAAGAGACAACAAUAAUGCUGCUGUGGCCGCAGCUGCCGCCGUUGCUGCAGCCGCUGUAGCCGCUGCACCGACAGCGGCAGCGGGUGGAGCUGGUGCUAAUGGUGCCAAUGGUGCGAACGGUGGUAAUGCUGCCAAUGCAGGGAACAACCCGGAAGAAUUCGAUCGAUUUAGCUUUGAGGACUCGGACCGGUUUGAAGAGGAUUCGCUGUGCAGCUGGAGCUCGGAGCCGGAAAGCGUGUGCAACAACUGGCGGGGCUGGAAGCGGCCGGUUGGCACUUCAAACGCGUUCGGCUUCAGCAGCAAUCGGCGCCAGAGCGAUGGUGAUCUAUCCUCGCUAACCGAGCUGGCGGCCCGGUGUGUCGCCACCUACAUUCCGUUCGAGCUGGUAGAGGAAUUGUAUCCGCCGGUGCCGGAGCAGAUGCAGCUGCGCAUCGCCUUCUGGAGCUUCCCGGACAACGAGGAGGACAUCCGGUUGUACUCCUGUCUGGCCAACAGCUCGGCCGACGAGUUUCAUCGGGGUGAGCAGCUGUUCAAGAACCGGGCCGUGAAGGAACCGCUGCAGAUUGGGUUUCACCUAUCGGCAACGGUCGUGCAGACUCAGCCGCGCAAGCAGUACAACGUAGCCGUCACGUUCGAUCGCCGGCGCAUCUCAUCCUGCAGUUGCACCUGCCUGCCGACCGCCUACUGGUGCUCACACGUUGUCGCAGUCUGCCUCUACAGGAUUCAUUGUCCGACGCAGGUGAGUCUCCGGGCACCUGUCUCGGAGUCGUUAUUGCGGCUGCAGCGCGACCAGCUGCAGAAGUUCGCCCAGUAUCUGAUCAGCGAGCUGUCACAGCAGAUUUUGCCAAUCGCGCAGCGCAUCCUGGACGAGCUGCUAAGCACGCAGCCGACCACGAUCAACACGGUAUGCGGGGCACCGGAUCCUACUGCUGGCGCCUCGGUCAACGACCAGACUAACUGGUACCUGGACGAGAAGACGCUGCACGACAACAUCAAGAAGAUUCUGAUUAAGUUCUGCCUACCGACGCCGAUGGUGUUCAGUGACGUUAACUACUUGACCAACUCAGCGCCACCAGCCGCUGCCGAGUGGAGUUCCCUACUGCGUCCUUUGCGAGGCCGUGAGCCGGAGGGCAUGUGGAACCUAUUAUCGAUUGUGCGCGAGAUGUACCGGCGGUGUGAUCGGAACGCGAUUCGGCUGCUGGAGAUCCUCACCGAGGAGGUGAUGGCGUGCGAUCAGAUACUUGUGUGGUGGUUUAACAUCAAGCUCGCGCUGCUUGUUGGCUCGAACGGUGGUCACGGUGGGGGCGGUGGUGGUAGCGGUGGCGGUAGCGGUGGCGGUGGCAAGCACGGGAACACACACAGUAACUCGAACGCGACGCAACACGCUUGUGCCUCGCUGUGCGACGAGAUCGUCGUGCUGUGGCGGCUGGCCGCCUUAAAUCCAGGCCUGGCGCCAGACGAGCGCGAUAUGCUGCACGCCCAAUUCACUACCUGGCACCUGAAAAUCCUGGAUCGGGUAGCGAAGAACAUGGUUGCAUCUUCGUCGCACAGCAGCAAGCAGCAGCAAAACAUGCGCAACGAUGCGGAGCUGUUUGCCGGCUUCAAGCCAGCCAUCGAGGCAUGUUACUUGGACUGGGAGGACUACCCGAUCGAGGGGGUGACGCAUACACAGGACACCAACCCCAUGUACCACUGCCCGUUUACGUGCUUCAAGCAGAACGCCGACUCAAAGCCGGAGACAGACCGGGGCCCUGGCCAGGUCAAUGUCAGUCAGGCACUGAUGCAGAGCAACGUGAAACAGUUUCAGCUAAUCCAACCGCACCAUAAUCACCAUCACCAUCACCAUCAUAGUUACCAUGGUCACUACCACCAUCAACAGCAGCAGCAACAGCGAACGGCGGUCAGUGGCGGCAACAGCAGCCUUCAACAGCAUUCACACGCUGCCACAGCAAUCAACUCCUCUUCCUGUCCCGGCGCACCGUUAGUGAUAGGGCGCAAUGUAGCUAAAGGAUCGGUAGCAGGUAACAGUACUGCUAGUGGUUCCACGACCUACCAGCAAAGGCAUCUAUCAGUCGCUGCUGCGGUCAACACCAACAAUUCCGCCGCUGGUCGGUCGAGCGGUGCCGUCAUAACGGUGGCUGAGCUACAUUCAGCCUCGACGCCACGCACAAGCCUAGAUCACAUUAGCAAAGGCAUUGAACCUGCAGCAACACUGAAACAACUGCCUCUCGGAGGAGGUACAGGAUCAACAACUGCUGCUGCUGGUGCUGUUGCUGCUGCAGUAACUGGUGUUUCGGAUCGUGACACUAGCAAUAAGAACCACCAUCAUCAUCCCCGGCGCGGACACCGUGAUCGUGGCACCUUUGGUUCAUCAAGCAACAGUAACAGCAACAACAGCAGCAGCGACAGUGUUCCCGAACGGCUACAACAAGCGGCCAUCGGCAUCGGAAUCGGCGCUACUGGACCGGGAGCAGGUACUUCUGGAGCGGGCGAUGCCGUCUCGGCAGCUCCUGGCGAAACUGGCAAUCGUUCCAGCGUCAGCAGCGAAGGGUUCUGCGAGAAUGAGGACGACCCGUUGCCAAACGACGAAAUGGCAACGAAGAGGCAAGGUGUGCCGAGUUCGGGGGUGGCCGAUGGUUCCGGAGAAGAUGUUGCUGGUAGUUCGGAGCCGGCACCCACCAACCUCAGCAUGCUGAGCGUCAGCAACUCAUCUACUGCCAGCUCUUCCGCAUCGUCUUCGUCUACAUCUAGCUCGGCGUCGAGCAGUGGCUCGGUGGCAGCUGAUCUGCCGAAGAAGGAGGCUAAAUUAUCCGCCGGAGAAGUAGAAAUUGCCUCCACGAGCGAUUCGAGCAACGAGAACAGCAUUCUAAACGACAUGAACAACUACGAGAUCUCGGGUAACGCCAAACUGUACGAAGUACUCAACAUGGUCGAGCAGCAUCAACAGGCAGUAGUAGUGGAGGAAGAGAACAAGUCUAAUGCUUGCUCCACUGCCGCCAAGCGUCGCAACAGUGCCAAACAGCAGCAACAGCACCACCACCACCAUCAUCAACAGCAACAACAACAACAACAGGAGGGACCGGGCAGUGGACAAGAGAGGCAGCCAUCUUCUUCCUCCCUGCAAUUAGGGCCAAAGGCAGGGCAAGAUGAUGGUAAGAAGGAAGCAGCUGCGAGCUCAAGUGCUGCUAAUGAAAGCUCGGCGGUCCAGGCACCAACCACUGGCGCUGGUGGUACUGUCUCGCAGCCACAGAAAGCCUCUCGCAAUCAUGCAGGGGCUGGUUCGACGUCCACGGAACCGAAGGCCCAUCAGCAACAGCAGCAACAAGUGUUUUCGAACCUGAAGCCGUCAGAGGAUGCAUGGGAUAUAUUGUUUGCACGGGCGGAAGGGCUGCACGCGCAUGGGCACGGCCGUGAGGCGUGUACGCUAGGUGUGCGUCUAGCGGAGGAGAUGUUGGCAAAUCCGCCAAACCUGAUGAUCGAUCUACCACCGCCGCCGAAAAAGAAGGGCAAAAAGCACAACGUCAACCCCAUCUCGCACCAGUUGAGCGUGCUGGCAUCGGCCACGUUGUCCAAGUGUGCCUUUCUUUGCACGGUGCUGGCUGAGAACUCGGAGCACUACCAUCUAGCAUUCCGUGUGUGCAUCUUCGGUCUUGAGCUGUGUCGGCCACCGGCCAGUACGAAGCCGCUUGAGGUGAAACUGGCGAACCAGGAGUCCGAUCUACUGGCACUGCUCAAGCGGAUCCCGCUCGGUGGUGCCGAGCUGCGCAUGAUCCGCGAGCGGGCCGAGCAGCUACGCGACGGUACGCUGAAGGCGCGUGGCGAAGCCUUGCUCCCGAUUAUGCUAGCAAGCUUCAUCUUCGAUGCGUUGGUGAUGCCAUCGGUGGUUGGCCGCGAAAACCGUAUGAAGGUGAUGAGCAGCCCGCACCGGCUGCCGACGGACGAAAACCUAGGCUUCGAGGCAGCCGUCGCAUCACUGGGACUGAAGGCGAACGUGUCGGAGGCGGAGCAUCCUUUGCUGUGUGAAGGCACGCGCCGGCAACGGGGCGACCUGGCGCUUAUGCUGCUCGCCUACUACAAGGACGAACCGCGCAAGAUCUGUCGCAUCAUGGAGAAACUGCUAGACCGUGACAUUCACGUACUCAUCAAGACACCGCUCAUGCCCUCGUACUACUCCAACAAUCCGCCGACUCGCAGCCAGACUUCUCAGUUGCUUCGGCUGGACGAGUAUGGCGAUGGCGGCAAUGGAGGAGGACAUUCCUAUCAUCAUUUGGCUAGUGGAAGGGGCAAUGGUGGCGGUGGUAGUAGUAGUAGCGCUGGCAGUGGCGAUCAGCCAGCAUCAUCUGGUACUGGUGGCGCAGGCAGCUACAUGCUCGGGCAGCCAGACUACCCGCUAGCCAGCAACAGUCGUCCACAGAGCAGCACCAGUGCCGAGGCAGCCGAGCUUAACCUUAGUGGACUCAGUAUUAGUGGCAGUAAUGCUCCUGCCGCCAACGCCUCCUCUUCUUCCUCAGCGAACGUGCUGCCACCAACGACGGCCACCCAACAGAGCCAGGCCGGCCAAACCAGCACCACGACCAGUACUAGCACGUCGACCGGUGGCACUGCGUCAGGUGUAACUCCAUCAUCGACCGGCACAUCGUCGGGUGCUGUUACGACGACACGGUCGAAAGACUCACGCUACAAGGGCAAGCGGGCGUACCCGUCCAUCCCGAAUCAGCCAUCUGAGGCGAGCGCACACUUCAUGUUCGAGCUCGCCAAAAACGUAUUGACGAAGGCAGGCGGUACAUCGUCGACCUCGUUGUUUACACAGGCAUCCACCAGCCAGAAUCAUCAGGGCCCGCAUCGUGGUCUACACAUGUGCGCCUUUCAGCUCGGUCUGUACGCGCUCGGACUGCACAACUGCGUUAGCUCCAACUGGUUGUCCCGCACCUACUCAUCGCACGUGUCCUGGAUCAUCGGACAGGCGAUGGACAUCGGGGCACCGGCGAUCUCCUUUCUUAUCGACACAUGGGAGGGUCACUUAACGCCACCUGAGGCAGCUGGCAUGGCUGAUCGGGCGUCAUCGCGCGGUUGGGACAGCAACAUGGUGAAUCCAGCGGCCGAGCUAGCUCUGUCCGUCUUACCGCACGCGGCCGCCCUCAACCCGAACGAGAUCCAGCGUGCAAUUCUGCAGUGCAAAGAGCAGAGCGAGCGGAUGCUCGAACGAGCCUGCAUCACGGUUGAGAACGCGGCCAAAGGUGGUGGGGUGUAUCCGGAGGUAUUGUUUCAGGUGUCACGCUACUGGUACGAUCUGUUUCUGCGCAACACGCCCGGCGGCGAGCUGGAUCCUCCGCCCGAUGAUCAACACCACGAUCACUUCAAUGUCAACUUCAUGGCACUGAUGGAUGCCGGUGAACUGUCCGGACAGGGCCAGCAGCAACAGCAGCAACAGGGUAUUGUACCACAAGCGCCACCUCAACAGCAACAGCAACAACCACCUGGCACAGGACCGCCGCCGCAACCGCCGGUUGUUGUAGGUCAACCUGCACCACCGGCACAACCGUAUCAGGCGGGUGUAGCUGCCCUGGCACCAAUCGGUCUCUCCCCGUACGGUUACGCCUAUCCGCAGGGCACGCUAUACCAUCAGAGCCAUCUCGCAUAUCCGGCGGCUGCUGCUGCAGCUGUCGCGGCAGCAGCCAACGCUGCCAAGCAGCAAAUGCACCCGAUGUACCUCUCGACACCGCCACAAUUCCAGUAUCCGCCACCUGCGCCACCGCAUCCUGGAUCGGGACACGCAGGUCAACCACAGGGAAUGGGACCACCUGGAGUACCCCAGGGCGGUGGCCCCCAGCCGCCACAGCAACAACAGCCGCAGCAAUCAGCUGUCGGUGGCUACCAGCAGCAGCAACAGCCGCUAGGACCCCCAGGCCCAUACCAACUAAUGCAAUCAUUACAGCCAGGGCCGCCACCACCACUGCAGGGUUACGGGACGCCGUCCUUGCAGUAUCCCGUACCCGUUGGCGCCGGACCUCCUUCGCAGUUCUAUGGUCCGGGAGGUCCUCAGGCUCCGCAGCCGGGGCCACCACAGUCUCAGCAGCAUCCUGGAGUAGGAGGCCCUGGUCCCGUACCGCCACAGCAACAACAGCUCGUCAGUGGUGCCGGUCCGCAAGGAGUAGUACCCGGUGGCUGUGGCCAACCGCAAGCUUCGCCGCAACAACCGCAGCCCAUGGGUGGCCCGGGCGGUAUGCGACCACAGUCACUUCCAUCAUUACCGGGUGCUGGAAUUCCACCACCAUACGGUCCAUCCUCGUUUCCACUCGGCCCACACCCACCUCAAAGCAGCGGUGGCGUUGGUACCGGUGGAUCCUCGGUCAGCUCCGGUGGUACCAGUGGUGGUCAGGUGCGCGCCCGUCAUCCCCAUCAGUUCACAGCGACCCAACUACGCUAUCUGCUAGCAACCUACAACGCGGGCAUGCUCGCGCUCGAAACGCUCGCCCGCCGCGUGCACGAUGAUCGACCGCAAGCGAAGUACGCUCGCAAUCCACCGUACGGUGAAGACGUCAAAUGGCUGCUCGGUAUCUCCAAGAAGCUUGGCACCCAGUACCUACAUCAGUUUUGCAUCUGCGUCGUCAAUUCAAUCGUUAGCCCGUUCGUGCUACACGAGGUCGCCAUCGACUCAGCGCUCUAUCUCGCCCGCAACAAUCCGGCCCUCGUGAUGCAGCAUCUGCGAUCGGCAUUGACGCCGUUGAUGAACAAGUGUCAAAACAUGUACUUCCAGUGCAUUCACCAGAAGCUCUAUCACCUGACGGUACAGGAUUAUGAGGACUUUACCAGCACGAUUCUAUCGGCCCGAAACGCAUUUACGAUCACGCCUGAGGGUAGCGCUCAGUUUAAAGAUUGGUUGCAAUCGAUCAAGCGGUCAAAAUCUUGCAAGAAGGAGCUGUGGACGCAGAUCAAUGCAGCGCUCAACUCCAAAUGACAAAGACUCGACUCGAUCGGUGCGGAGCUGAACCUCGUCCUGGCAGCCACAACGUCCACUAGUAACCCCAGCGCAACUGCCGCUGCCGCAUCUACCACCGCUAGCAAUGGCGCCAGUAGUAGUAGCAACGAGUGUACCGGU